AUGAGGACGCUGUCGCACCCGUCCAUCGUGCGCGCAUUUGAGAUCCACGAGUCCGCGGCAAACGUCGUGGUGUGCAUGGAGUACUGUGAAGGUGGAAGCCUGGAGGACCACGUCAAGAGCUGCGGUGCGCUCGCGCCCGCCGUGGCCACGCCCGGAGCGCUUCAGGUGCUGCAGGCCCUGGAUUACCUGCACAUUUGCCGCCGGAUUGUGCACAGGGAUGUCAAGCCCGCCAACAUUUUGUUGAGCGGUGGCACCGCACAGUUCAAGUUGGCCGACUUCAACAGCGCCAAGCAGAUAGGCAGCCACGACGCGCUCGGCUGCGCCAUGCUCACCUGCCGCGGCACUGCCUGCUACAGCGCCCCGGAGAUCCACGCCGGCCGGGUGUGGAACGAGCGCGUCGACCUGUGGUCCGUGGGCCUCAGCAUCUGCUUCAUGCGCCUCGGGCGGCUGCCCUUCGACGUGGAGCACGCCGGGGUGCGCCGCGCCCUCGCGCGCGGCGCAGCGCCGCCGCUGGACCUCGCCGGCCUCGGGGGGCUCCUGGGCAGCCUCGUGCGGCAGUGCCUGGAGGCCGACCCCGGCGACCGGCCCCCGGCGGUGGAGCUGCUGGCGCACCCGGUGUUCCGCGAGGGCUCCCGGAUCGCCAGCGGCCCUUCGGCCUACGCGGACGAGCUGGUUCCGACGUGUGGCCUGGUGUGGAGGUUGCCUGGCGCAGAGGCUGUCCGUGUGGCCAACUGCCUGGACGGCCACGCUUCGGUGCGCAGGGUGUUCACGUCCCCUCCGGCCGAGCGCGACCAGAGGCCCCUGUGGCGCCGCCUCGCGACCCGGCGGUAUUCCCGCGACGUGUUCAGGACAUCGGUCUUGCCCAGCCGCCGCCAGACCGUAUGCUGA
Messenger RNA from Prorocentrum cordatum, 888 nucleotides. The record is from the annotation of a GenBank genome assembly. NCBI's taxonomy places the organism in Eukaryota, Dinophyceae, Prorocentrales, Prorocentraceae.